This is a messenger RNA of Porites lobata, 651 nucleotides long. The record is from the annotation of a GenBank genome assembly. NCBI's taxonomy places the organism in Eukaryota, Metazoa, Cnidaria, Anthozoa, Scleractinia, Poritidae.
AUGACCGAUCAUUCUCUUAAUCUACUAUCUCUCAAUGCGAGGGGACUAAGCAAUUUCAGAAAAAGGCGAACAAUUUUCACGUGGUGUCGAAAACGAAACUCGGAUAUAAUAUUCCUGCAAGAAACUCAUUCGACAUUGUCAACACAGUUAAAAUGGAAAAACGAAUGGGGUGCAGAACUUAUUUGCUCCCAUGGGAGUUCAAACUCUCGAGGUGUUGCAAUCUUAAUCGAAAAAGGUCUUGAUUGCGUUAUUCACUCUCAAAUUGUAGAUACAUCGGAGAGGUAUAUCGUUGUUAAAGCCGCUAUCAAAGAUAAAAUGUAUGUUCUUGUAAACAUUUAUGCACCAAACAAAGACGAAGACAUCAUUAAAUUCCUCAAAAAUGUGUUAUCUAAGCUGCAGACCGAAAAUUUAGAUUCAGAAGAAAAUAUUGUGAUUGGAGGUGAUUUCAAUUGUCCUCUGAAUCCUACAUUGGACAAAAAAGGUGGCAUAAUGACGCCUAGGAAAUCUGUGAUAAAUUUCAUCAACGAUGUCCAAAGUCAACUAGAUCUUGUAGAUAUAUGGAGAGUUAAUAACCCGCAAACUAAAAGUUUUACCUGGAGUCAACGAUCUCCGCCGAUAUUUUGUCGCCUUGAUUAUUGGUUGAUUUCUAAC